Myotis lucifugus (little brown bat) is the source of this 444-nucleotide messenger RNA. It is a transcript of the gene HBE1, whose product is annotated as hemoglobin subunit epsilon 1. NCBI's taxonomy places the organism in Eukaryota, Metazoa, Chordata, Mammalia, Chiroptera, Vespertilionidae. Gene Ontology annotation, biological process: oxygen transport; hydrogen peroxide catabolic process. The transcript is spliced from 3 exons. The record is from RefSeq and is a predicted model, not a curated record. Bases 1 to 444 code for a protein of 147 amino acids. Gene Ontology annotation, cellular component: hemoglobin complex; blood microparticle; haptoglobin-hemoglobin complex. Gene Ontology annotation, molecular function: oxygen carrier activity; haptoglobin binding; hemoglobin alpha binding.
AUGGUGCAUUUUACUGGUGAGGAGAAGGCUGCUGUCACUAAUGUGUGGAGCAAAGUGAAUGUGGAAGAGGCUGGAGGCGAAGUGCUGGGCAGGCUCCUGGUCGUCUACCCCUGGACCCAGAGGUUCUUUGACAACUUUGGCAACCUGUCCUCUUCUUCUGCCAUAAUGGGCAACCCCAAGGUCAAAGCUCAUGGCAAGAAGGUGUUGACUUCCUUUGGAGAUGCUAUUAAGAACAUGGACAACCUCAAGAGUGCCUUUGCUAAGCUGAGUGAGCUGCAUUGCGACAAACUACAUGUGGAUCCUGAGAAUUUCAGGCUCCUGGGCAAUGUGAUGGUGAUUGUUCUGGCUUCUCAUUUUGGCAAGGAAUUCACCCCUGAUGUGCAGGCUGCUUGGCAGAAGCUGGUGGCUGGUGUUGCCAAUGCCAUGGCCCACAAGUACCACUGA